Messenger RNA from Formica exsecta, 525 nucleotides. RefSeq lists its product as uncharacterized. The transcript has a single exon. The coding region runs from base 1 to 525 and encodes 174 amino acids. Gene Ontology annotation, molecular function: catalytic activity. NCBI's taxonomy places the organism in Eukaryota, Metazoa, Arthropoda, Insecta, Hymenoptera, Formicidae. The record is from RefSeq and is a predicted model, not a curated record.
AUGGCUAAGAUCCUACAAAACAACCUCAAUAGGAGUAGGGCGGCCCAGGACUUCCUCUCUCAGUACGCCACGGAGCACGAAGUUGGAAUAUGUAUAUUGUCUGAACCAUAUAGAAUUCCAAACAAUUCACAAUGGUUUGGUAGCACUAACAAGCUAGCAGCUAUAUGGUGGAGGCCUCAGACCAUGAACAGUGCUGGAACUUUAAUAUCCAGAGGUCAACAUUAUGUGGCAGCCCGCUUUAAGGAAUAUAACAUAAUAUCGUGUUAUAUAUCCCCAAACUCGACAAGGGCUAAAUUCCUGGAGUUCUUGGAUGAGCUAGGAGAAGCAGUUAGGCUCAUAGAAAGGAGGACAAUCAUUGCUGGAGACUUCAAUUCAAAGUCAAUACUGUGGGGAUCACGAAGUACUGAUGCCAAAGGUGAAGCAGUGGAGGAAUGGGCUGCGGAAUGCGAUUUUAGAUUGAUGAACCGCGGAAAUACACCAACAUGCAUAAGAGUCCAAGGAUCUUCUAUUAUUGACUUAACCUAG